Molecule: messenger RNA, 1902 nt
Organism: Pseudozyma flocculosa PF-1
Lineage: Eukaryota; Fungi; Basidiomycota; Ustilaginomycetes; Ustilaginales; Ustilaginaceae
Exons: 1
Coding region: 1-1902 (633 amino acids)
Biological process (GO): xenobiotic detoxification by transmembrane export across the plasma membrane
Molecular function (GO): fluconazole transmembrane transporter activity
Source: RefSeq, a predicted model, not a curated record
AUGUCGAAACCCAGUCCCGUCUGGGAGGAUUCCGUCUUCGGCAUCGUCGUCAACAAGCUCUCCAAGGGCAAGGUCUUUGUCCGUCCCGAAGAGGCGCCCGGCUACCAGGUGCCCGAGCGGUACCAGGCCGGCUACAAGACCCGACUCGCCCAGCAGGGAUCUGGCUUGCGUUCCCAUCAGCAGCAGCAGAACGGCUCCACCCUCGAACCGCCAGCCCGAACCGACAGCGAUACCAGCACGCCGCUACGUAGCCCGUCGAGCAGCCCGAGCCAUUCCAGUCACGGCAGCCAUGCUCUCGAGCACAGCGAAAAGGCGGCGACCGGCGGCGCUGGCGGCGGCAGCUCGUCGAAGGACAUCGAGUCGCCUCCGGAAAAGGGUGACGAAAACGACCCCUACCUCGUCACCUGGAACGGUCCCGAUGACCCAGAGAACCCGCAGAACUGGCCCACGACGCGCAAGGCCUUCACCGUCGCCCUCAUCUGCCUGCUCACGACGAGCGUCUACAUGGGCUCGGCCAUCUACACGCCGGGCGUCAUGGGCCUGGCGCAGUGGUUCGGCGUGGGCACCGUGACGGCCACGCUGGGCCUGACGCUCUUCGUCGUCGGCUACGGCAUCGGGCCCAUGAUUGGCCUGAGCGCCAUGUCCGAGAUCCCCUCGAUCGGCCGCGCGCCGCCGUACGUCGCGACGCUCGCCAUCUUUGUCAUCCUCCAGAUCCCCACGGCGCUCGUGUCCAACAUCGCCGGCUUCAUGAUCCUCCGCUUCCUCGCCGGCAUCUUUGGAUCGCCCCCGCUCGCCACGGGCGGCGCGUCGAUGGGCGACAUGUUCCCCGUCCGCCGUCUGCCCGUCAUGCUCGGCGUCUGGGGCAUGGCCGCCGUCGCCGGCCCCGUCCUCGGCCCGCUCAUCGGCGGCUUCGCAUCCCAGGCCUACGGCGCCGAGGGGUGGCGAUGGACCAUCUGGCCGCUCCUCAUGCUUUCGGGCUUCACUCUUGUGGUCCUCAUCUUCCUCAUGCCCGAGUCGUCGGCGUCCAACAUCCUCGCCAAGCGCGCCAAGCGCCUGCGCAAGGUGACGGGCAACCCGCACCUGCGCUCCGAGGGCGAGCUCGAGGAGGCGGCCAUGACGGGCCGCGAGAUUGUCAUGAUGACGCUGGUGCGCCCAUUUACCCUCACCUUUUUCGAGCCCAUCGUGCUGAGCAUCUGCCUGCACAUCGGCCUCGUCUACGGCAUCCUCUACCUCUGGUUCGAGGCCUUCCCGAUCGUCUUUAUCGAGACGUACGGCUUCAAUUACGGCGAGAUGGGCAUCGCCUUCCUCGGCAUCGCCGUCGGCUCGCUCCUCGGCUUCGGCGCCUUCUUCAUCUGGGACCACCUCUACUACCAGCCCCUCUACGACCGCCUCGAGGGCAAGGUGCCGCCCGAGCAGCGUCUGUGGCCGGGCAUCGUCGGCGCCUUUUGCAUCCCCAUCUGCAUGUUUGGCUUCGGCUGGACCUCGACGGCCUCGAUCCACUGGAUCGUGCCCAUCAUCUUCAGCCUCUUUUUCGGCGCGGGCACCUUUGGCCUCUUCAACGCCGGCCUGGGCUACCUCGGCGAGGCCUAUCCGCUCUACAUUGCCAGCGUCUUUGCCGGCAACGACUUUGCGCGCGCCAUGAUCGGCGGUGCGCUGCCCCUCGUCGCCCGCGCCAUGUUCAACAACCUCCAGGCCAACGGGCCCGAAGCCUUCCCCGUCGCCUGGGGCAGCACCCUGAUGGGAUGCAUCUCGGUCGCCAUGAUCCCCAUCCCCAUCAUGCUCUACGUCUACGGACCCAAGCUGCGCGCCUGGUCCAAGCACUGCGCCUCGCCCGACGACGCAAAGUACCACGGCGGAUCCGGCCGCAGCAGCGAGAAGAAGGAGCUGAAGCAGGAGGCCUAG